Molecule: messenger RNA, 618 nt
Organism: Anopheles bellator
Lineage: Eukaryota; Metazoa; Arthropoda; Insecta; Diptera; Culicidae
Product: general odorant-binding protein 83a-like
Exons: 2
Coding region: 14-502 (162 amino acids)
Biological process (GO): sensory perception of smell
Molecular function (GO): odorant binding
Source: RefSeq, a predicted model, not a curated record
GACCAGAUCCGUCAUGAAGUACCCGGUGCUCCUGGUGCUGUGUACGUGUAGCAGUGUAUUCCCGGUUUUGGUCAGCUGUCAAAACGCAGUGCUGAGCGCCGGUGAAAGGUACGGGGACGCCGACAGUCUGAUUGUCCACAAGCCAGCGUCCGAGAAGUGCAUCGCACAGACGGGCGUUAGUGCCGCGGCCAUCUUACGCUUCAUCGACGCGGAACCAGCCGACAACGACGGCGAAGAUCCGAAGCUGAAGUGCUACAUGGACUGCCUGUUCCGGACCCUGGACUUGACGGACACCAAAGGCGAGGUGCACCUGGGCAAACUGAUGGAAACCAUCAAGCCCGAGUUCGAGUCUGUUCAGCUCCGGAUGGGCUCCAGGUGCACGAAACCGAAGGGAAAGGAUCUCUGCGAACGAGCCUUCUGGUUCCACAAAUGCUGGAAAAUGGCCGAUCCGGUGCACUACCACGUCAUCUGGCACGAGGCGAAGAAGACGAACAAUGAGUGAAUAGGUUGCUGACUGCUGACUGUUGCUGCUGUAUUUAUUGCUUCUGAUGCACACAUUUCCCAACACCAAUCACACAUGAUUCUGCGAAAAAAUACCAAGCCGACGAAGAGACUGCC